CCUCAAGUAGAGCUUCUCUCAAAUUACAAUUCAGCUUGAUAGCCUCAUACUCCGCCUUCGAAGCCUUCUCCACGACGCCUUCGAAUACCUCCUCACAAAAUCCGAUCUAGUGUACAUCUCCGGCGGCAUUAAUCGCUGUUCAUCGUCUCGUUUGGAUUAAGAAAAGGCUUAGACCCAAGAGGGAUAUCUGAAACCUAACCUGAUGCACCAGAAAGGCAUAGGAAUGACUGGACGGUGCUGUCCUUUUCAGCAACAUGUUAUGGAGUUGAAUUUUAUGGAACAGAUGGAGCAUAUCAAUAAUCAGUUUGGAUAUGCAUUGUCCAGUAGGAGGACUUUCGAAGAUGGAGGGAAAAUAGUGACUUUCGGAGAUGGAUGGAAACCAGUGAUGGAAGACAUUAUAGGUUCAAGAUCAGAACCUCUUACAUCUACAUGUUUCCAGCUAUUUGAGUCUUUGUGGAGGUGUUUGGACCACAAUUUAAACACAGUCCGAAGAUAUUUAGCUAUCAUAAAAGUGUUUUUGAAUGAUAUUGAUGGCGCUGCGGAAGAUGUGAAUCAGAGACAAAAAGUGUGGGUGGAGCAAUUGAGAAUGGUGGCUCGAGAGGGACAUUCCAUUGUUGAUGCGUAUCCAGAUAAGGAUGGGCUUUUUUUCUUCCUUAGAAGAAUUAUAUUUGCCAAGAACAUCGAUCGCUUAUUGAAAGAAAUUAUCAAUAUCUCCAAAAGAAAAGAAAUUUACGGCAUUGCAAAUAUACAUAUUCGUGAAAGACAAUCGGUACUCGAAGGCGAUAAUCUCGGUUUGAAGUUAGUUGCACAGCCCGAUUCUUGUUCGCAUCGGCAUAUCACGGAGUUCGAAAAAGAGUUCCAAUUAAUCAAGGGAGAAAAACAAUUAAUGAAUGCUCUCUUUGAUGAUUUACAAGAGAUUGGAUAUGAAAAAUUAGACGAAAGAUACAAGAUUUGGGUGGACCAAAUGAAAGAAAUUGUCCCGGAACUUGAUCUUGUUAUUAAAGAAUGCGCGUGUGAAUUGAAGCAUGUGACACUGCUAAACAACAUUCUGGGAUUCAAGGCACGGAUUCAUAUCAUGGACAAGAUAAAGAAGAUAAGAAAGAAAAUAGAAGAUGCGGGAAGAGGUAGAAAGGCAUGUAGUUUGGUUCAACGUCAAUCCCAAGCUGAGUCAUUAUGCAGGAAGACACAACCACUUCUCAUUGCUAAAGAAUCCAGAAUGGUCGGGUUUGAUGAAGACGUGGAGAUUUUGAUGGCCCAGUUACUGUCGGAUGAGAAACACCGUUGCAUUUGUUCAAUAGUUGGAACUAAAGGCACGGGUAAGACCGAACUGGCCAGCUUCAUAUAUAGAAGCGAAGCUGUUCUAUCUCAUUUUGAUUGUGUCAUAUGGGUGACUCCAAGUUCGACGGUUGAACCGCUCAAAAACCAAAUAGCCAAGAAGGCUGCCGAAAUAAUUAUGGGAGGUGAACAUGACAUGUGGACAACACAAGUCGUACUUACAACCUUGGCGACUAAAAAGUAUCUGAUUGUUGUUGAUGGCUUCCAAACUGCCCAUGCCCUGGACAACUUGAGGGAGGCCAUACCUGACAGGUUAACAGCCAGCCGAUUUCUUCUUACCACAAACAAUGCAAUGGAAGCGCUAAGAGCAUGUAGUAAGUCGUUCUUUGUACAUCCUUUACGUUUAUUAGAUGAUAAAAAUAGUUGGAUUCUCUUGACGAGAGAAUUGAAUGUGAAAAUGAACUUGGAGCCAAAGCUACACGAGAACGAGAUUGAAGAGAUUGGGAAAAAAAUUAUGGCCAAAUGCGGGGGACUACCACUCGAAAUACAAAAAAAGAGCAAAUUGCUUUUUCAUAAAGAUGUAACUGCUGAAGAGUGGGCAAAGGUGCUAGAGCAGCCCAAUGAAGAUCAAAACACAUGGUCUGAAACAUUUGACACUGUCAACAACUUACCUUCCUAUCUAAGGAGAUGUUUAUUUUAUUUUGAACUGUUUCCGGCUGAUUUUGAGAUUCCUGUAAGAAGAUUGGUCGCUCUCUGGGUGGCAGAGGGCUUUGUGCCUCUUGGGGAAGACCAAGAAUGGCCACCAGAGCUGGUAGCAGAAAGGUACUUGAUUGAGUUGAUAGAUCUCAACAUGGUUCAAAUUGCCAAGAGAAAGCGCAAUGGCAAGGUCAAAACAUGUCGUUUCCCUAAUGGUUUGCGUCAAAUCUUCAAAUCCACUGAAUCUAGAAUUCCUCAAGUCGGCGGCACUAGCACAGAUUUGGAGGCAGUUCCAAAAAAUUUCAGAAUACGUCGGGUGGCAGAUCACCUUGAAGUAAAAGAUAUCUGGCACAAGCAUAUUCAUGGUAAGAGGUUCACCUAUGCCAGUGAUUGCGAUUCCCUGAGAACCUACUACCAGAGCGUUUCCUCCUUCCUGUCCUUUGAUACUCGACUUGCAAGUAAGUCUGGUCAUGAUAUACGUAACUUUCUGCAGCACUGUAUUUUGAACAAUUGUCUUCUACAGCUGCGAGUGCUUGUUUUAGAAGGCGUGUACAAGCCCAACUUGCCCAAAGACAUUGCAAAACUUUCUCGAUUGAGGUAUCUUGGCCUAAGAUGGACUUAUCUAGAGUUACUUUCACCAUAUAUAAAUAGCUUGCUGCAACUCCAGACUCUGGAUCUGAAACACACUUACAUACAAACUCUACCAAGAUCCAUCUGGAAAAUGAAACUGAGACACCUGUCCUUGAGUGAGAGUAACCGCAUCACAUUUCCACCCAAACCAAUAGGAAUAGAUAUAGGCCGUUCUCUACAUGACCUCCAAACAUUGUGGGGAGUUUUUGUAGACGAAGAGACUCCUGUCAAGGGUGGUUUGGACAAAUUGGUCAAUAUCACUAAAUUGGGAAUAACGUGCCAUUCACAGGUGAGUGCAGUGGCUGACUGGAUUGCGAAACUACAAUACCUCCAAUCACUGAGGUUAAGAUCAAGAGAUAAACAAGGUCGACCAUCGAAAAUACACUUGAAGUUUUUGCAACAUCAUACUAAUCUCACUGACUUGUAUUUGUUCGGAUGCUUGAACACUCCAUUGAAUCAGCUCUUCCUUCCCUCAACCCUUGUUGUGCUUACCCUGUCACAUUCGAAACUAGAGGAUGAUCCCAUGCAAAUUUUGAAAGAUGCUCCGAAUCUUCGCUCAUUGUCUUUAUUUGCAGACUCUUACUUGGGACAAAGAAUUGUUUGCGAGUCUGACAGCUUUUCUCAGCUUCGUGUCUUGAGAGUUUGGAAGUUGGAGCAAUUAGAGGAAUGGAAAAUAGAGGAGAAAGCACUUCCCUCCCUGAGACAACUGGAGAUCCGAUUAUGUCCACGCAUGAAAGUGCUUCCUGAUGGAUUAAAUCAUGUUAACAGUCUUCUUGAGUUGAAGUUGACAAACAUGCCAAUGGAAAUUCAUGCCGAAAAGUACAACAUUCCGCCAAACUGUGAAGUCCACAGAGAUGAUUCGCCCCUAUUUCAGGUGCGGUUUGCGUACACUGCCUUGUCAGAAGAAAUGUCAGAAAAAUAGGUUCUCCGGCGCGUAAGAGUGAAGCAUGUGUAGCAAGAAUUUGCACCAAGAAGCAUGUUCAAAGCUGAGCUUGAAGCAAUGGAUACUAAUCACACAUGGAAUCUUGUUCCUCUACCUAAAGACAAAAAGUCCAUAAGCUGUAACUGGAUUUACAAGGUAAAAUAUAAUGUUGAUGGUACCUUAGCCAAUGAGACGAGGAGCACAUAAAGACUAUUUCAACGUGCGGAUGAAGAAUACAAUCGAUUAUGCAGAGAACGUUUAAGUUUAAGGCAUGGUUUCUUUUAAGUUUCUUUUCAUUUGAUUAGUUCUGUGAUGUUUUCUUUCGUUAUUAUUCUUGUUUUUUUAUUUUUGUUAUUGAUAAAUUGAGUGCUUGGUUGAAAAAUACUUAAUCUGAAUUUUUGUAUUUUUUUUAA
Messenger RNA from Vigna unguiculata (cowpea), 3936 nucleotides. Its product is annotated as putative disease resistance RPP13-like protein 3. Gene Ontology annotation, molecular function: ADP binding. The record is from RefSeq and is a predicted model, not a curated record. Gene Ontology annotation, biological process: defense response to other organism. Lineage: Eukaryota; Viridiplantae; Streptophyta; Magnoliopsida; Fabales; Fabaceae.